AUGCAUUUCUCUUCCCCCUUCUCGUCUCUCCUUCUAAUAGCCGCCUCCGCCGUCGCCCAUGACGCCCACAACAACAAGCGGCACGACGCCCUCCACGCCCAGCAACUUCACUCCAAGCGCCAGGACUCCGGCGUAGUCAUCACCUCGGGCGCCCAGGGCUUCGGCGACGACCAGACCCACGCCCGUCUCGAGAUCAGCGAUCUCGCCGCAAACCGCCCAGAUCAAUGGACCCUCUUCAUUCUGGCAAUGCAAAAGUUCCAGCUCGGCAGCCAGAACAGCUCCACCAGCUACUUCGGCGUCGCCUCCAUCCACGGUGUUCCGCGUCAGGACUGGGACGGCGUGACCCAGUGCGAGCAGUGCGCCGGCUCCGAUGGCUACUGCACUCACGAUUCCGUCCUCUUCCCCGCCUGGCACCGGGCCUACAUGGCCCUCUACGAGCAGGAGUUCCUCAACGUCGCGCUCGAGGUCGCCAACUCCUACACCGGCACCAAGAAGGAUGAGAUGGUCACCGCCUGCUCUACUCUGCGUUUCCCUUACUGGGACUGGGCCGCCACGCCCGACGAGGGACAGUCGACUCUCCCGGCCGUGAUUACCUCUCCAUCCGUCACCGUCGAUGGCCCCAACGGCCAGCAGACCAUCGCCAACCCCUUGUACUCAUACGAUAUUGGAGCAGAAACCGAUGACAUGUACUACUCUCCAUUCACCAGCUGGCAGAACACCUUGCGAUACCCCACCAGUAACGAUGCCGACGCGACCAGUGACGAUGCCACUUGCACAACCGCUUUUGACAGCAUUCGCCAGAACAUGCAGGACCAGAUCUACCAGUUGUUGAGCACUUGGUGAGUGAUGAUGCACCUCGAAUCGCACUCGUCGACGAGUACUGACCAGAUCUGCAGCGAUGACUACCUUCACUUCAGCAACGAUGAUGCUGGCUCUUCCGACGCCGCUUGCUCCAACAGCUUGGAGGGUAUCCACAACACCAUCCACACCACUGCCGGUGGUGCGGGCAGCACCGGUGUCUCCGGUGGCCACAUGACCUACCUCCCGCUCGCAUCCUUUGACCCCAUCUUCUGGCUUCACCAUGCCAACGUGGACCGCUUCUUCGCCAUCUGGCAGACUCUCCACCCGGACAGCUACGGUGCUUCCCAGACUGCUCCUCACGCCACCUGGACUGUUGCCAGCGGCUCCACUCAGGAUGCCGACUCGCCGCUCGAGCCGUACCGCAAGGAUGCGUCCACCUUCUGGACCACCAACGACGUCAAGGACUGGACCAUCUUCAAGUACACCUACCCAGAGUUCUUGGCGGGUGAUGGCAGCAAGGCGUCUGUCGCCGCCUUCGUCAACCAGCUCUACGGAUCCUCGGCCAACUCGACUGCCAGCUCCAUCUCCAAGCAGGUCGAGCACGGCGACGACAAGGCUCCAGUCUCGUCUUCGUCUUCGAGCGUGGCCCCCAAGCGCACCAUCGUUCCAGUCAGCCAGGGAUCUAGUGCGUUCAGCAACGCUACCAGCGCUACCGAGUCUGCACCUUUCCCCACGACUACCGGCACUGCGACUGGCCUCGGAAAGGCUGCUGGACCUACCUCUGGUGCUUCUGCCUCUGGCUCGGGCUUCAUCGGCAACAACUCCACCGUCUCCCCGUCUUUCAAGGCUCCCAACGGCAGCGAAUACCAGUACGUCUGCAACGUCCAGACUCCUCGCUACGGGCUCAACGGCUCCUACUACGUCUACGUGUUCGACGGCCAACCAAAGAACAACAACUCGAACAACUGGAUCAACGACAAGAACAUGAUUGGUGCCAUUGGUGUUCUUGCCGGCGGUGACAUGGUCAGCCCACACCUGAAGGUCUCCGGUUCCGUGCCGUUGACCCGCCACUUGCAGGAGAAGUGCAAGUCUGGUGCGUUGACCAGCAUGAGCGAGAAGCAUGCGGUCCCAUACCUGACCAAGAACCUGAACUGGAAGAUUGUCCGGGCUGGCCAGGAGGUUCACCCCAACAGCGUUCCCGGCUUUCAAUCUUCGGUCUACUCGGGUACUUCUGCUCCCGCUGGUAAGAACAGCCUGCCGGUGUGGUCCGCACUCCAGGCGCAGACCCAAGUCACCAAGAACAAGGCUGGUGGAGCAAAGAUUGCUCCAUCUGGCGGAUACGCCUCCGGCCCAAGCUCUUCCGGCAGUGGUGUGAACGGCACCGCACCUGGCGGUUACUCUUCCGGCCCCAGCUCCUCCGGCAGCGGUGUGAACGGCACCGCACCGAUCGCGUCCGCACCAGCAGGCAACUCUCCAGCUGGCUACUCACCAUCCAGCACCAGCGCUGGUGCCUACGGCUCUACUCCCUCCUCUUCCUCCUCCGGCGUCCCAGCAUCGUACACUGGCGCGGCCAGCAAAGCGUCAUCGAUGGGCUUGGCCGGUCUCCUGGUCGCUGCUGGUGUCGCUGCUGUGUUGUAA
Lecanosticta acicola is the source of this 2439-nucleotide messenger RNA. Lineage: Eukaryota; Fungi; Ascomycota; Dothideomycetes; Mycosphaerellales; Mycosphaerellaceae. The record is from the annotation of a GenBank genome assembly.